Ricinus communis (castor bean) is the source of this 2198-nucleotide messenger RNA. RefSeq names its product protein NRT1/ PTR FAMILY 2.11. Gene Ontology annotation, cellular component: plasma membrane. Lineage: Eukaryota; Viridiplantae; Streptophyta; Magnoliopsida; Malpighiales; Euphorbiaceae. Bases 206 to 1954 code for a protein of 582 amino acids. The record is from RefSeq and is a predicted model, not a curated record. Gene Ontology annotation, molecular function: transmembrane transporter activity. The transcript has 4 exons. Gene Ontology annotation, biological process: transmembrane transport.
CUUCCUUAGUCAUUUACAGAAAUCUGGACCAAUAUUUCACUCUCUAGCAUUGUCAUUGACAAGCAACCAUUGUCCAUCUUUGCUUUUCGUCAUAUUUCAGCUUUUAUUUUUUCUUACCUUUGGUCUAUAUAAUAGAAGAGUCUUUGCAGAGCCAGAAACAUACACCAUCUUCACAAAACAGCUCUUCUUUGUUUCUGGAUCAUCUAUGGAUGCCGGCAAGGAUAAACCUACACCAACUAAUGAAGGUGUCUUAAAACAUAGAGGAGUUAAGGCCAUGCCAUUUAUCAUAGGAAAUGAGACCUUUGAGAAGCUAGGAACUAUGGGUACUGUUUCAAACCUGAUAGUGUAUCUCACUACUGUUUUUAACAUGAAGAGUAUAACAGCAACUACUGUUAUCAAUGUGUUCACUGGAACUGUAAAUGCUGUCCCAUUAAUUGGUGCUUUCAUCUCUGAUUCUUACUUGGGACGUUACAAGACUCUGGCCAUUGCUUCCAUGUGUUCUCUUCUGGGAAUGGUAGUAUUAACUCUUACAGCUGGAAUCCCCAAGCUGCACCCUCCAAAAUGUGCAGCAAUUGAGAUUGUAAGAUGUGUUGGACCAACAGGUGGGCAGUUAGGUUUUCUAUUCGUCGGGUUAGGAUUUCUAGUUCUUGGAGCUGGAGGUAUUCGUCCAUGUAACCUUGCCUUUGGAGCUGACCAGUUCAAUCCAAAUACUGAAUCCGGCAAGCGAGGCAUCAAUAGUUUCUUCAAUUGGUACUAUUGCACCUACACAUUUGGUAUGAUGAUAUCUACUACCUUCAUUGUCUACGUGCAAUCAAAUGUGAGCUGGAUUAUCGGGUUGGCCAUUCCUGCAGGUUUAAUGUUCUUGUCUUGUCUUCUUUUCUUCUUGGGUACAAAAAUUUAUGUCAUAGUAAAACCUGAGGGGAGUGCUAUAGUAAGUGUCAUACAAGUAUUAGUUGCUUCUGUUAAGAAGCAAAGGUUAAAGAAACCUGACGAUCCUGCUCAUUCUCUUUUUGAUUAUAUGCCCACGAAUUCUAUCAACUCCAAGCUUCAACAGACAAACCAAUUCAGGUGGCUUGACAAGUCUGCAAUUAUAACUAGUGAAGACCAAAUUAACUCUGAUGGCUCUGCAGCCAAUCCAUGGAAACUUUGCAGCAUCCAGCAAGUGGAAGAAGCGAAAUGUGUGCUAAGAGUGAUCCCAAUAUGGGCAUCAGGCAUCCUUUACUAUGUUCCAGUAGUUCAACAAAACACUUACGCUGUUUUGCAAGCACUUCAGUCAGAUAGAAGACUUGGCGAAAAUGGCUUUGAGAUUCCUGCCGCUUCAAUAAUAGUCUUUUCCAUGCUAACUCUUACUCUUUUUAUCCCCUUCUACGAUCGAAUUAUUGUUCCGUUUCUUCGAAAACUCACGGGUAAAGAAGGUGGAAUUACAAUACUCCAAAGAAUGGGAAUUGGAGUAGUUCUUUCAAUUGUUACUAUGGUUGUUUCUGGUUUGAUUGAAGAGCGAAGAAGGCAUUGGGCGCUUACAAGGCCAGCAAUAGGCAUUUCACCUAAAGGAGGAGCCAUAUCAUCAAUGUCUGCUUUAUGGUUAAUCUUUCAACUAGCACUUGCAGGAUUAACAGAGGCGCUUAAUUCCGUCGGGCAGACUGAGUUCUACUACAAGCAAUUCCCUGAAAAUAUGAGAAGCAUAGCGGGUUCUUUCUUUUAUCUUGGAUUGGCAGGUUCAUUUUAUCUAAGUAGCAUACUUGUUUCAAUAGUGCACCAUGUUACAGCAGGAUCAAAUGGCAGGGAUUGGUUAGCUGAGGAUCUUAACAAAGGGAGAUUGGAUUACUUUUAUUACAUGAUUGCUGUUUUAGGUGUUGUUAAUUUUGUGUACUUCCUAGUGGUGGCCAAGUGGUAUAAAUAUAAAGGUAACAACACAGAUGAAAUUCAGGUUAUUGAUGGAAGCCAAAAAGCUUGAGAAACAUUUUAUUCUGAGAGAAAUAAGCAUAAACUUAUUUAUAAGUUUAAGCAUUAAGCAGCAUAAUAACGAAGCAAUAUCAAUGUAUAGGAACAUGUAUCUUGGUCCAGUUUUUGUAACAAGUGUGCCUAGAUAGAUUCAUAGCUUUUUCUCAUUGUACAUUGAUCAAAGUACAAGGAGUUUCUCAAAUAAACUAUGGGUGUCAGACGAGUUCCAAUAUAUGCUUUUAUUAAUUCCCUCUUAA